Pimephales promelas (fathead minnow) is the source of this 1934-nucleotide messenger RNA. NCBI's taxonomy places the organism in Eukaryota, Metazoa, Chordata, Actinopteri, Cypriniformes, Leuciscidae. The record is from RefSeq and is a predicted model, not a curated record.
GUUGUCAUGACAACUUACCAAUCCGGAAGAACUCCACAAGCGCGUCAGCGCACAACAUGGCUGUGAAUCUUACACCAGGUUUGGAGAUACCAGAGCCAUCAGAUUACAGCAGUUGUGAAGAUGAUGAUGAUGCUGUGAAUUAUUUCACAGAUCUGCAUCAGCCUGAUAAAAAUCAGCCUAAGCCUGGGAGAGAGAUCGACAAGCUGUUAAAUAACCUUGUUGACAGUGCAUGGGAAGUUAUAUCAGAGCAGGACAAGAUCGACAAGAAUGCACAAGCAGCGAGACAAAUUCCUGUGUUGAAUGCCACUAAAGAAAUGAAGCUUCCAGCCAGAACUAAUUGUAUUGUGUGCUCUGAGGAUGGACUUUACCUGUUUCUGGGUCACGCUCAUGGUCUGUCAGUCAUCAACUCAUCCACUCUCACAUGUGUCAGAACGUGGAAGAAUGAAAGAGUGGAGCUUACCAGCAUCUCUUGUGCCUCUCUGGGAAACCUCACACACCUCUUAUGCACAGUGGAUGACAUGGGUAUUGCGCGGCUUUUUGUGCAUCAUACGGAGAAUAUUUUUUUAAUAAAAAUCAUCAAUGAAACUGAAGAUAUAAACCAAAGAAACAUCUGUGCAAAAUUUGAAAUGUCUAUAAGAGGGGACUUUGGAGCUACAGUCAUGAUGUCCAGUGGUUCUGUUUGGUUGGAUGUCUAUCGCUUCCCACAGGAUGUGUGGCUCAAAGAGCUGGAAGCAAAACAGGCUACACAAUCUUCUUUGACCACAGAAGCCAAGUGGUCUCCAAUAGUCUUACUCAUGAAAAUCAAACCUCCAGAAAUCCCUGCAGGAACCUCUCUAAAAAGUCCAUCUGAGGUCCUGCAGAAGACAGAGGAAGGCACUAUAAUAGGCUCAGGCCAACAUCACCUCAUUAGUAGUCAUCAGUGGGAAAACCAGGAUGCGGCAUUUAGGAAAAUGUUCAUGAAGUAUCUCAGCUCCAGCUCUAUGAGACCACCACAGCAGAAAGCAGAAGGUCCCAGCAACUGCACUUGUCACUUCUUGCUGCGUGAGGGGUUUUAUUCCAUGCCUGGGGAAACGAAGGCAGCCAGAGAUAUUCCCAUUUCCAUGUGCCUGUGGUGGAGUGGCAGUCAUAAUCUCUUACAGUAUCAUCUGUUGAAGAAAGAGAAAGACAGUGAACCCAGACCGGAUGUUUUGUGGCCCAAUUCUCAGGAAAUCCUUUGCUCUGCUGUCAGUGCUUGCACACGGUUCAUUGCUCUGGGGCUGGAUGGUCAGCUGGUUACUAUAUGGGACAGACGAUUUGGGUGUCCAUAUGCCAAUAUUGUGAUCCCAGGAGACAGCCCCAUUUGCAGGAUGAAGCUCCUUUUGCGGAGUCAAAUACUGGGUCCCAUCACUCUGGGUCCAGUUUUACCCACACUCCAGUCAGUGCUCACCUGCAGAAGUGGAGAGUGCUACAGUGUGACAGUGAGCAAAGGAGGAGACACGUGCACUGUUCCACUUAUGGAGAGACCCGCUGACCCAAGCAGUUCUGUCUCUGUUGCUGAACCUGUGCCCUUCCUGAAGUGUCUGGUGUUGUUAAUGCAGAGAAAUGGGCAAAUAUCUAUAAGGGAAAUGGAGGAUGGCACAACAAUGUUCGUCUUAAACCUGCCUAACACUUAUGUGCUCGGCUCACUCAGAGAACCUGUGUAUGUGCUCGAACCAGUCCAACAAAAUCUGUAUAUUACAGGUAAACUGAAAAUUAUUUGAUUGACACUUGCAUUCCACUGCACUGCUUUUCCAUUGUUUUUCUAUAUAAAUUGACGAACGAGUUUGACUGUGUUACUUGUGUCUUGGGUCUUUUGCAGUGUCUCACGUAUGACACAGCAUUCUAAAAAUGCAAGGGUCAUGUUUAAAAAAAGAAUUUUAAAGGGAUAGUUCACUAUCCCUUAGCAUCCAAGAUGC